This is a messenger RNA of Meira miltonrushii, 1521 nucleotides long. RefSeq lists its product as uncharacterized. Bases 38 to 1519 code for a protein of 493 amino acids. Gene Ontology annotation, cellular component: cytoplasm; dynactin complex. Gene Ontology annotation, biological process: mitotic spindle organization. The transcript has a single exon. Lineage: Eukaryota; Fungi; Basidiomycota; Exobasidiomycetes; Exobasidiales; Brachybasidiaceae. The record is from RefSeq and is a predicted model, not a curated record.
UCAAUUUUGACACCUUCCAUCAGAGCCGGUACUCAAGAUGUCUGCCAGUAAAUUUGCUGGUCUAGAAGGGGUCGAUCUUGAUUCUCCUGAUGUCUAUGAAACACACUCACCAUCGCCAAAGAGUAAAUCAAGAGGUUUAACAAACGAAAGAAGGUAUGGAUCGAGCGAUAGUGAUAGUGCAUCUGAUGAAGGUGAAUAUGGAGAUCAUGAAGGCAAUCGUAGAAAUCGAAAGAUUGGUCAAUCCGACAAAGCAGGAAAUGAAAUACAACAAAAUAAAGGAGAUAUAAUUAAAACUCAUUUGAACGCAGAAGAGGCUGCAAAGAGAUUUCGUGAUGCUACUGGUGUAGAAUCAAAAGGUGUUGACUUUUCAUCUUCAAUACAGCGACGUAAAAAGAAAGCAGAUUAUUAUCCUCGUACUGCUGCUACGUUUGAAACAACUACAUACUCUCUGGGAAGUGGCUCUGGAUACAAAGCACAACAAGAGACCGAACGAGGUGAGACUCCUUGGCGUCAAGUAGGCGAGAAAGAAUCUUCUCUUGACCGAUUUCGACGUCUUCGAUUUGAACUAGAAGAGCUAGAAAAGGAAGUCCAAGGUGAAAAGCCAGAACAAUCACAAUCAAAGGGCGAAGGUGACAAAGAUUCUCAUGAGGAUCUUCUGCCUCAGCUCAAAGCGUUGCGUCAGCAAUUAGCUGGACUUAAUGAAAGUGGUGCAAUCGGUCAAAGUGAUCAGCAGAGCGAUGCGAUCAAAAUACAGGCAGAGGCUAGAAGACUACUUCAACAAUUGAGCAUAGCAUCAAAGGCAAAAGACGAUGCAGGACAGAGAGGAUCAGAUGGCACACGAGAACAGACGAAAGACGAUGAAGCACCCACCAGCGAGAUGGUGAAAUUGUCGGACCUAGAUCAUCGUCUAGCAGGUUUAGAAUCGUUGAUUGGUAUUCAAGAUGCAUUGCAAAGCGAAGCGCAAGCCCUUCCUCGGCCACUUCUACCUUCUUUGGCUCGGAUUGAGCACCUUUUGACUUUGUUGACUCAGCCUCGACAUUUGGACGGAAUCAGCAGACGAAUCAAAGUCUUGGUAUCCGAAUUGGAACGGGUACAUGAGGCAAGAAGAAAAUUGAUGAUUUCCGGAGAGGAAGGAGAUGUGACCCGCGGAGAAGGCACGGAGAAUGGCAAGGGCGAUGGACCUUCAUCGAUCAAUCUAGCACCUGAGACAUUGAAAAAGUUGGACACCGUUCUUCCCAUCUUGUCAAGGGUGGAUUCCAUGUUACCAAUCGUACCAACACUGCUUUCACGAUUACAAUCACUCUCAUCAUUGCAUGCAAGUAGUGCAAAUUUCGCACAUGACGUCGAAGCAUUACAAGGGAUCCUCAAAUCGUCCAAUAUGCAAUCUCAAGAAAUAAAGCAAAUGCUCGGCAACCUACAAUCAAGCUUAGUGGAGAAUGAGCAAAGAACAAAGGAUAACCUGGUCAUCGUAGAGGAGCGUAUAGAAUCAAUCACAAAAAGAAUGGAAGCUUUCCGAUGAGA